Neohortaea acidophila is the source of this 3456-nucleotide messenger RNA. RefSeq lists its product as uncharacterized. The coding region runs from base 1 to 3456 and encodes 1151 amino acids. Lineage: Eukaryota; Fungi; Ascomycota; Dothideomycetes; Mycosphaerellales; Teratosphaeriaceae. Gene Ontology annotation, molecular function: protein binding. The transcript has 2 exons. The record is from RefSeq and is a predicted model, not a curated record.
AUGGCUGCCCCUCCGUUCAAAGUCAAGGCGGUCUACGAAUACACCAGCGAGCAUGGCGACGAUCUCACCUUUCCCGUCGGCCAGGUCAUCACUGUCACCGAGCUCGAAGGCGACGAUUGGUACGUCGGAGAGUAUACAGACGUAACGGGCGACAAGCAUGAUGGGCUGUUCCCCUCCAAUUUCGUCGAGAAGUACGAGCCUGAGGUGCCGGUGCGCCCCUCUCGGCCUGGUGGCCGGGCGAAGCAGGAGGUUCAGCCCGCCUCUCCCACCAGCACGAGAGAGCCGGAGAAAGAGGAAGAGACACGUGAGAUCCCUGCUGCGAUCACGUCCCAACCAACUCAAUCCGCCCCACCCCCUGUGAGCGCGAAGGAAGAGGAGGUGAAGCAAUCCCCCCCACCAGCUCCGAAACCCACGCCAGCCGAACCAGCCGAGCCCACUCCCACUCCCACUUCUAGCAAAAAAGCGCCUCCGCCAGUUGCAGUCAAAUCCAACGCCUUCAAAGACCGAAUUGCAGCUUUCAACCAGCCCGCCGCCGCGCCCAUCGCUCCCGUCCAACCCGGCAGGCAGCAGCCCAGCAACUUCAUCAAGAAGCCUUUCGUUGCUCCCCCGCCGAGCAAGAACGCAUACGUCCCGCCCGCAACGAAAGUGGAGCCCGUACAUAGACCAUACGUACGGGAGGAGGAUCCCGAGAUCAAAGAAAGAGAGGAAGAGGAUCGUGCUGCCGCGGAGGCAGCAGGGUUGACUCACGAGCCUGCGACUGCGGCUCAAGGCGAGGAAGAUGAAGAUGCGCCGAAACCGUUGACACUGAAGGAAAGAAUGGCGAUGUUGCAGAAGCAGCAGCAGGAGCAGGCGGCGAGAAGAGCAGACGUUGCGAGCAAGAAGAAACCGCCUCAGAAGAAAGCAUCGGAAUCUUCCGAUGUGGCUGCCCCAGCUGAGGGAGAAGUGGAGGAUCUGGAGCGUGCGCGCAAUGGUGACACUGAGAGGGAGUCCUCUGAUCUAUCCCGAGAGAUGCCUCGCGUGCCAUCCUCACAGCGUCGUCCUCCCGAGCCUAUGUCGCCCGGCCCGACCAUGCCGGAGCACGAAUUGGUUAGCGAUGGACAUGAGGCGGAUCAGAGCGGUGCCGGAGAACUGACCGAGGAAGACGACACGGGCACUCUGGGACCAGACAGUGACGAACGGCCUGCAGAAACCCCGCGGCCGGUCGAGCGAGAUGCACCACUCGAAGGCGGCCAUGAGGAGGGUGCAGAGGAGGAUGAAGAAGAAGAUGAGGAAGAGGAUGAAGUGGACGAGGAGACGAGGAGGAAGGAAGAGCUCCGAGCUCGCAUGGCCAGGCUUGGAGGCGGUAUGCCUGGUAUGGGUGCGCCUUUCAAUCCCUUCGGCGCUCCGCCACCUGCACCACUGCGGAAGAAGCAGCCGGCGCGUGAGAGAGAGCCUGAAGAAGGCGCGGACGCCCAAGUGAUACCGCAAAUGGUCGCGGUACCAGGCAUGUCAUCUGCACCAAAGCCUCCUGCUCCUGAGCAAGCUGAACGAGCGGCUCCAGCUGAAGAAUCAGAGGAAGAUGAGACACCACCCGCACAAGCACCACCUCCGCCCAAGCGUGUGCCUACUUCAGGCAGAAAUGCACCUCCGCCGGUACCAAAAGAUUCUCGACCGCCAGCACCUCCCUCACAAGAGCGUGGUGCUCCACCUCCAGUGCCCAGCAACACGCGUCCAUCUGCUCCCGAAUCACGUCCCCUGCCGCCACCUCCACCGCAGCCUGUGACGUCCCCAGGUCCCGGCUCAGAGUCGGAUGACGAGAUGUCGGCAUAUCCUAAGAGCCCAUCCGCUGAGUCGUCUUCCUUUGCACCACCACCGCCUCCAGCUCGUCCCGGAGCUCCUCCAGUCCCGGGUACGAGAGAGGUCCCAAGCGACGAUCUAGGUUCCAUAGUAGCAGCAGAGAAGAGGUCGAGUCGAGCUGCGCCACCGGUUCCGGGCGGCGAAGGAGCCGGAUCUCUGCGACCCCCUCCACCACCGCCCCCGACACAGGCACCUCCAAGCCGCCAGCCGACAACCCAUGAGCUCGAUCAGGAUGAGCCGGUGGGGUCUGACUACGACGGUGAUUACGAUACCGACAUUGCAUCGAGCGCCAAACAUCGAGAUGCGCUGAAAGCUCCGCAUGUCCGCGAGGCGAGUCUGACGGACAACACAUUCGGGACCGAGUCGCCGCUCGGCUCUGCUCCGCCGCAGCUUCCCCCUACGUCGGCUCCCAGAGCUGUACCUCCACCUCCUCCCCCAUCACAAGCCGUUCCAAAACCGAGACCGUCAAUGGAUCGUCCGCCGCCGCCGGUCCCUCCGCCCAGGGAUGAGGAGCCAGACGAUGAGUACGAUCCCUAUCGACAUGAGGACAGCACUCGCGCUGUGCCUCCGCCGCCGCGAAGUCCCGCUCCUGGUGCAGCGCCACCUUUGCCUCCCCAGCGUGCACUUCCACCAGAGCCAACAGAGAGCUCUCCACCAGAGGCGUUUGCACCGUCACCUCCAUCUCGCAGAUCUACCGAACGUGCGCCGGGCGGCGCGAUGGCACAAGCCCUCGCAUCACCACAAGCGCCUGCACGUGCAUCGAGCGAUCUUCAGAGAGGCGCGACUACUAUCAGACGAUCCACUGAGCAGGCGCGACCAAGCGGCGAGCACGGCCAGAUGGCCAGCGACAUCAACCUCAGCACCGACACACCGUGGUGGACGGCAGCACAGCCGCUCCCAACCUCCCUACAAGACCGCAACGGCGUGGACAUCCUGUCGGAAUGCGAAGAAACGUCCAAAUCGAAGCGCGGCGGCAAGAAGGAAAUCAGCAAGGACAUCUACAUCCUCUAUAUGGACUACAGCCAAACCAUCGUGUCGGCGCGCUACGACUCCUCCGACCCGUCAGACGUGCAAUUCGAGCAGCGCCAUGAGCCCCCGCCUGCGCGCCUCCGACAGGACCAGCUGGAAGCAGCAUGGCAGCGCUUCGGCACCAAGAUUGCAGAAGCCGCGGGCGCCCUCGGGCACAGCAAGAAAGACGCGACGAUCGGCGACCCGACGUCACCCUGGAGCCUCCCGCUGGAACUCAUCAAAGCCCAACCCAAUGCUCUUUUGCCCGUGGGCACGCGCGCCUACGGCGCCCUGGUGUACGCCAACCUGGCCAACGCGUCGACGAUGCAGUACGACGAGAUCCGGCGCGGAGACAUCAUCACCCUCCGCAACGCGAAAUUUGAGGGGCACUCGGGGAGUCUGAAGACGAAGUACCGCAGCGAUUACGGACUCAACCACGUCGCGGUUGUGGAGGAGUGGGAUGGCACGAGGCGGUCAGUGAGGGCUUGGGAGCAAGGGAGAGAGCGAAAGGGGGGCGUGAGGAGCGAGAAGUUCCGGCUGGGGGAUCUGAGGAGUGGCGAGGUGAGGGUUUGGCGGGUGAUUGGGAGGGACUGGGUCGGGUGGGAGUCGUGA